Gordionus sp. m RMFG-2023 is the source of this 3977-nucleotide messenger RNA. RefSeq names its product L-fucose kinase-like. The transcript is spliced from 23 exons. Lineage: Eukaryota; Metazoa; Nematomorpha; Gordioida; Chordodea; Parachordodidae. The record is from RefSeq and is a predicted model, not a curated record. Gene Ontology annotation, molecular function: fucokinase activity. Gene Ontology annotation, biological process: GDP-L-fucose salvage. Bases 31 to 3840 code for a protein of 1269 amino acids.
GCUAUAUAUCACGGAUCACGGAAAUUGCACAUGGCAUUUCAGCAGUUACAAAACUAUUAUUCACCUUUGAUUAUAAUCACUUGUAAAAAUAGCUCGAUAACAUUGGACGUAGAGAAUCAAAUUAAAAUAAAACAGGGAGAAUAUGAAAACUUAAAUAAUAUUACUAUUUUAUGCAUUGAGGAUUCUGAUGCAGGUUUAGGUAGUGGUAGUGCAACAUUAAAUGCCCUCUUUUUUGCUACAGAAGUUUUGAGUUCUGAAAAUGGAUACAAUGUAAUAUCAAAUGAUGUUUUGGAAAAAAGAUUAAUAAUCAUUAUUCAUAUGGGUGAAAAUUGUAUUACCAAUCCUUAUUCUCCAGCAUUUUCUUAUGUCCCUGUAUCAAAUAAUAUAGACAAUGCUAUUAAUGGUAGUCAUAACAAAUGCCUGAUUAACCUUAUGAAUCUAAUUGACACCUUACUGUACAAAUUAACUAAUAACAAAGCUUUACAUGGGGUUUGGGUUUGUAGUACAUCUAUGAUAUUAAACAUUCCAGAACCUAUGACUAUCAUUGAUGAUGAAUGCCAAAUUAUAACAAUACCUAAACCAAUAGAAUAUGUAGCUAACUCACAUGGAUUUUAUAUUUUGGAUGAGAAGUCGUAUGUUAAAAGUGUGCAAUAUCAAAAAUCGAUCAAUGAAAUUAAUAAUACUUUGCCACACAAUUCAAAACAUAAUCCGAAUGUGCCGUUAGUUAUUGGUCUUAUAUAUUUCCCUGUCAAAUUUGCUCAAAUUUUAUUACAUUUGCAUUCCAAGCCACCUAUCGAUUGCUCAACCUAUAUGGGAAAGGAUAGGGGAGCUCAUUCUUUAAAACUUACCUUAUUUUUCGAUUUACUCUACCCAAUGUAUCUCGAUUCUGAUUUGGAUAAAUUCUUAUCACCCAAUCACGAUAACCAUUUGAAGUAUUCCGAUGAUACUACCGCUUCGUCCUCCUAUCUUUACAUGGCAAGAAGUUUAUUAUGGAAAUACCUCCAUAAAUACAAAGUCAAAGCAAUUUAUCUUCGAGAAGGCAAAUGUGAUUAUAUACCUCGGGAUUGUUUACGGGAUUAUUUGCGUUUGUUUUCAAGUAAUAGGCUUGAGUCGAAUAUCUCUAACUCAUAUUGCCAAAAUCGUUAUGCUUCCCAUUCCUACGUCGAUUUAGAUCGCGAUAUCAACGGUAUGAACGAUGAUUUAAUGCCCAUCAAGAUGUUAAAUUGCUUGAUUAAAACGGAGAAAUCGAUCUACGACACAUUCAGAAAUUCUUCUAAAUCUUUGACUAUUGGCGCGGGCACCAUUUUACACAAUUGUAAAAUUAUGAUCACCAAAGAUUCUAAUGUGUCAAUCGGUGCCGAUUGUUAUUUAUUCGGAGUCGACACGAAUAUGAAUACAAAUAAUCAUUAUAAAGAACAUCCCAAAAACUUCUUUAUCCUCCCCGACAAAAUCGCUAUUUUAACAUUGGAUAUAUUAUUACCUAUCAAGAGUGAUUGCAAUAUGCCGGUUAUGAUAGUGCUUGGAGUCACAGAUAAUAUUAAAGAUUCUUACGAUAUAGGCACGUUUCUUAACCAACCUUUUAUGGCUGUAAUGAAGGCUAAAGGUAUUAUUGAUAGCGAUUUGUGGCCAUCUGAAAUGCGCGAUAAAUCAGUGUACAACGCUAGGCUGUAUCCUAUCCUUUCUCUGGAUUCUGAGAAACGCGGUAAUCUUGAUAAUGUCACCCAAUUUCAGUUUUUAGAUUGGAUUUUAUCUAAGGAAAAAUCUGCCAGUUACGAUUUAUCAGAUUGGAAACUAGCUUGGCGAUUGUCUAUAAAAGAAAUUCUGACUUUAAUUAGUUACGAAAAUAAUUUCACCAAAGUCAACCUACUUUAUCAAGAAAUAUCAGAAAAUAUUGUCAGACAAUGUUUAAUAGAUCCUUUCAAUUCAGAAUCCCUUCAUCUCAAUCACCUAUUCAAAGAAUCAUGCAGUCAUGGCUAUCGUAUUAGGAUGUUGCAAUGCCUUGAUGAAGUAUCUCAAGAUUUAUGCCAAAAUAUGACUUCAUUGUCACCAGUGGACUUUAAAGAUUCUGGACAAAAUUUUAAAAAUUUGAAUGUCCAAAUAAGUUUAAUCGGAAGACUUUCUCGUUCAUUAUCCAAUACGGCCGAUUUCUUAAAUAUUUGGGCGGGACUCCAGGGGGGUCUGAGGUCUGGACCAGCCGCAAAUUUAGCUUGGAGACACUCUAACCUUUGUUUUAGCAACCACCAAUUUUACCAAGGCGUGAAAGCCCUUCAGAAAGAAAGGGCCAGAUGGAUUGACAGGCCUUUCCACUUGGUUAGGGCCGCAAGGCAUUACGCAGCUUCUUCUCAGUGCCUCAUAGGUCUUCAAGUUGCUUCAGCUGAAUAUAAUAUUCUUAUUGAACCUGAUGACUCUAACCAUUUAUUCGUUCCUUUAUAUAAGAUAGUCAGGGUAGAAGCACCUGCUAGGCUAGAUCUAGCUGGCGGCUGGAGCGAUACUCCUCCUAUAUGUUACGAAAACUUAAUAUUACUUGAUCCCAGUAUGAAGGAGAUUGGUGAUGAUAUAUUUAGUCAAAUUGGAAAUCAAUUUAUCAGUGGAAUAGUUUUAAACAUGGCGAUAAAUAUAGACGGGCACAAGCCUAUAGGUGUUUUAGGAAGGAGAGUGAAUGAACCAUCGAUCAAAAUAAUUAUGUCUAACUUACGACCAGAACCUUCCUAUGAAGCAAAUUUUUUUGACAGGGAUUAUGUUUUGGAGCUAAAAGCAGAAAAUUUUAAGGAAAUUAAAUUCGAUAGGCAAGAAGAUUUCGAGGACAUACAGCCACAAAGCUUGGGCGCCAUAUUUAAAGCAGCCUUGGUUGCCACUAAUAUCGUAGUUAACAAACCUUCCCAUAAUAAUGCCGAUACAAAGAAUUCGAUAGAUUCUAAACAUAUUCUCUCACAUGCUCUGAUAGCGAAAUUUGGAGGAGGAUUUGAAUUUUAUUCUUGGUCAACUGUUUCCGAAGGCUCUGGGUUAGGAACUAGCACAAUAUUAGCCUCUUGUAUCAUUGCUUUAUUAUGGACUCUGAUUGGGAGAAGUUUCGACAAACAAACCUUAUUAUACCAGGUUUUGAUGCUAGAACAAAUACUUACCACGGGUGGUGGUUGGCAAGAUCAAAUGGGAGGUAUUUACGGAGGGAUCAAGUUGGGUUUAUCCCUUCCAAAAUUCCCAUUCAUGGUUCACGUUAAAUUCUUGCAGCUGGAAUAUGGAUUUAUAAAGCAAUUAAAUGAGAAAUUACUCUUGCUAUACACUGGUAAAUCUAGGCUCGCUAAGAAUAUAUUACAGGAGGUGAUUAGAAAUUGGUACGCGAAAGAUAAUCAAAUACUCAAGAAUGUCAAGGAUAUAUGCGCUAACGCUAUGAACUGCUACAGGGCUUUAGUUUACGGAGAUUUCCAUUCCUUUGGUUUGUGCCUAAAUAUUUACCGAUCCCAAAAAAGUGCCAUGGCCCCAAUGAGUUCCGAACCAAGAUCCUUCAAGCGAAUUCUCGAUUACGUUGCCUCUCAGACUCUCGGGUCCUGUUUCUCAGGAGCUGGAGGGGGUGGGUUCUGCUAUGCUAUCGCCAAAGAUUCAUACGAAAAGCAAAUAAUGAUAGACAAUUUGAAUAGCUUAAACAAUUUAGAAUUAGAUAAAGCGCCACAAUUGGAAAAAGAAAACCUGGAUAGUUUACGUAAACUAUGUAUUUCAAAGAGCAAACAUCUUAAUGGAGAUGGAGUAAAAGAUGAAAAUUUUUAUAAUGAAGAUGUGGAAGAUAAAAUUUUAGUCUAUAAAGUGUCAAUCAAUACUGAUGGGCUAACUAUCACCGUGAUCUGAUUUAUUUAUUACAUAUGCGUCCCUGAUUUAUAUAAAUAUUUUCACUAUUUAUUGAAAUAAUUGUUUUUUUAUAUUUACAUAAAAUUAUGCACUUAAAAUGUGCUUGGUUCAAUGCAACAAUAUUGUUCAUAAACGAA